AUGCAGGCGGCCGCCGCUACGGCGCCGGCGCCGCGCCACCGCGUGUACACGGCCGUCGAGCCCCGGUGCGAGUGGGCGCGCGCGGCCGACGCCGACACCCUCGUCGUCGACGUCUCAGGGUUCGUGAAGGAGGAGCUGAGGGUGCUCUACAACACGAGCCGGAAGCUCAAGGUCGCCGGCGAGCGCCCCGUCGGCGACGGGGGCAAUGGCGGCGCGCGAUGGGCGCGGUUUCUCAAGUCGUUCCCGGUGCCUAAGAGCGUCCGCACCGGCGGCAUCAGGGCCGUCAUGGACAAGGACCAGGCCGUGCUCUACGUCAUCCUGCCCAAGGGGUCACCACCAACAACAACAGGUCCUCCACCACCACCACCGCCACCGCCGUUGUCGUCGGCCAUGGCCACGGAGGAGCAGCAGCCUGGAAGCGCCAUGCCCCCGCCUCACGGAGAGCGGAAAGGCGAUGGCUCGUCAGGCGGCAGCAGCAGCAGCAGCAAUGGCAGCUUCUGGAGCGCCCAAGAGGACGCAGGGAAGAACAGGGCUGAAGAGAAGAACAUGGAGACCAAGAUUCAGAUACAGGAGGAGGAGAUCGCCACAGCAGAUACACCGAGAACUGAUGGUGGUUCCGACGCAAACACCGUGGAAAAAGAUGGUGGCGACGAUGAAGGUGAUGACAAGAGGUGGUGGGAGAAAAUGAAGCUCAGGCCUCUGCAUGUGGUUGGCUUCGUUGUCCUCGUGCUUGCUGUGGUAGGAAUUGGUGCACUGUAUGCAAUGCUGCUACUCUGAAACAUGUACUACAGUUUGUAACUCUCAAAUAAGCAGAUAACUUGUGCAGAUCAAGGAGAAACUCAGAGAUGCAGAACAAUUUUCAUUCAACUCUGUUUAUAACCGCGACAAGACCACACAACCUGUAAACAAUGAGACCACCCACCAAACACAUAGAAUACAACGUAUGCCAUCAACAUGUAACAGUUUUACCAUAA
This is a messenger RNA of Hordeum vulgare subsp. vulgare (domesticated barley), 974 nucleotides long. RefSeq lists its product as uncharacterized. The transcript has 2 exons. Lineage: Eukaryota; Viridiplantae; Streptophyta; Magnoliopsida; Poales; Poaceae. The record is from RefSeq and is a predicted model, not a curated record. Bases 1 to 777 code for a protein of 258 amino acids.